GCCUUACAGGAUACUUGUCCUUUACCUGUCUUAAAAAAAUGCAUUUGUUAUCUGUGUAACUUUCUUUAACGGUAUUUUAAAAAUAUAAUUUUCAAUCAUGUAUGGUUGGCUGCUGGAAAGCGUUCAACAUUUCAUCGUGCAAGAAUGCGGGGAAGAAAUAUGGGAGACUAUACUUCGAGAAGCUGGUGCCAGGAACACCGUCUUUAUGACGCGACAGCAAUAUCCAGAUGCGCUCAUGCUAAGGCUCGCGUGUGCCUUAGCUCGAUUCUUAAACAAGGACCCAAACAGCCCAACAACUUCCACGCCAAGCAGCCCAGCUCCCAGAAAAGUAUCUCUGAAAUCCAAACCGGCAUGGCGAAGUGCGUCAGUUCACACGGAUAAUAGAAACCAAUCAUCUAAAUGCCCUUUCAGUUCAACAAACGCUCUCACAGCGGUUACAAAAAAAGAAAUUGAAGCAUACAACUCAUCUGAAGAAAUACGGUCACCAACACAUACUGCCACGCCGGCGGAAAAGAUUUGCGAAUUGGAAGAACUGAAUGUUACUCCUACGCGUCUCGCUAUAAGAGACAGAAGAAGCCUGGGCGUUCAUUUAGAGAAGUUUAGAAGUGAACCGACAAAAGAAGAACCUCUUGAAUUUGAAACUGAUGUCGUCAGUGAAGAAGUUUCUGAAGAAGUGUCCAAAGAAUCGGAACCAACUUCUCCAAUAUCGGAAUGUUCGAAGAAAAGUUCCAUGAAGGGACCGAGGAAAGUAAGCUGCACAUUGGCUAUGGAUGUAUACAAACGUCGGGGCUCUGCAGCUCCUAUCAAACAAAGGGUUAACAGCUUAAAUUUGGUGAACGUUGACAGAUUGCAUGAACUCAGAGAGAAAUUCAGUACACCGGAAAAAGUUAUGUACUUCUUCGGACGCUGUUUUGUCAAGUUCUUCUCUAAUUACGGGUACGAUACAAUGAUUCGAGCGACAGGGCGUUACUUCUGCACUUUCCUGCAGUCUGUAGACAGCAUACAUCAACGCAUGAGGUUCACCUUCCCACGUAUGAGGUCGCCGCGGAUGCAGCUAACCAGAGCUCAUAGACAUGGAGCUGAAUUGGUGUAUAGUAGUGGAAGAACUGGAUAUACACAUUAUCUCAUGGGCCAAUUAUACGAAAUAGCAGAGGACAUUUUCUCGUUGAAGUUAAAAGUGACAAUUAUGAAAGAGAGUAUGGAGGGAAAUUACUAUGUCGCAGUACUGAGACUGGAGUUCGAUAAUAGUGACUAUGUUCAAUCGCUAAUGGCAAAGAAAUCUCUACCGUGUCUUCUGCCGGCUGUACCCGCAUCGUUACUUUUACAACUCUUCCCAUUUGGUGUACUUUUGGAUAGAAAAAUGAAAAUAUUGGUCGCUGGUGAAAAGUUGGUGGAAGCGUGGGGAGGACCGUUGAACCGUAUUCACAAAUCUCCAAUCAAUGAGGUAUUGAGACUCAGAAAGCCUAAAGUUUCUUUUACUUGGGAUAAGGUGGUAUGCAUGCAAAACAUGAUGUUCGAGUUGGAACUGCUCCGUUGGCGCGCGCGCAACGUGGCCGACUCGCGGCGCGGCUCGCACGGCGCACGAUCUGUUCUGCUCAAGGGACCGAUAUAUUUGCUGGAGGAAAUUGAUGCCCUUAUAUUCCUGUGUAGUCCUAUAUUCAACGAUCUAGACGAACUCCGUCAAGCCGGACUCUGCUUAGCGGACAUGAACGGCCAUGGGCUUUCCAAGGAGAUGCUCCUACAAGGAUGGCAGCAUUUAUCCAGACUGGAGUUACUCUUUGAGAAAGCAGAAAGCCGCAGUAUGACACUAGAGAAAUCCUGUCGACUUCUGGACCAGUGGAAGAAGAAGGGAGACCAGUUGUUGUACUCUAUGAUACCGAAGACUAUUGCUGAUCAGUUGAGGUGUGGCAAAUCACCAAUGGCUGAGAACUUCGACUGCGUAACCGUAAUGUUCUGCGGAGUCCAGCUCACUGAGACGGGCACGCGGGAGGACGUCAUGGCGACCGUCAGUUACAUGAACGAUGUGUAUUCGAGGAUCGAUCGCUUGUUGGAUACGCACCAGGUUUAUAAAGUGGAAACAGUGGGCACGGUAUACAUGGUGGUGGCAGGCGCGCCGGAGCGGCGGAGGAGGCGAGCGCACGCCGAGUGCGCUGCGGGCGCUGCGCUCGCUAUCUCGCGCGCGCUGCCCAUACUUACUAUUGGUAUACAUUCAGGCCCGUGUCGUGCCGGAGUACUAGGGCUCCGCCAACCGCGCUACUGCCUUGUGGGAGACACCGUUAACACUGCUAGUCGCAUGCAGACUACUAGCGAGCCGGGUCGUAUACAAAUAUCAGCGCAAACAGCAGAAGAAUUACCCGCCGGGAGGUUCCGACUUCGGAAGAGAGGUCUUAUUAAAGUUAAGGGUAAAGGCAUGAUGGAGACCUUCUGGCUGGAAGGCGAGGUGGAGGAAGAUGAACAGGAUGAAGCCUUGCAAUUAUUCUCUAUGCUAUGUGGCGAUAAUUAAAAACAUUCUACAUUUUAUAACACAAUCGUUUUCACUUCGUCAAUUAAACCAUAAAAUAUUGGUAUUAAACCUAUGAAUGAAUUAAAUGUUGCGUGAAGUUCUAUAAAUGUCGAUUAAUUAAUUUUUUGGUCAACGGAAAUAAACACUUAUAUUCUACUUCUA
This is a messenger RNA of Colias croceus (clouded yellow), 2665 nucleotides long. Its product is annotated as soluble guanylate cyclase 89Db-like. Gene Ontology annotation, molecular function: oxygen sensor activity; heme binding; guanylate cyclase activity. Gene Ontology annotation, biological process: nitric oxide-cGMP-mediated signaling; cGMP biosynthetic process; response to oxygen levels. Gene Ontology annotation, cellular component: guanylate cyclase complex, soluble. NCBI's taxonomy places the organism in Eukaryota, Metazoa, Arthropoda, Insecta, Lepidoptera, Pieridae. The transcript is spliced from 14 exons. The coding region runs from base 98 to 2503 and encodes 801 amino acids. The record is from RefSeq and is a predicted model, not a curated record.